Messenger RNA from Effrenium voratum, 4020 nucleotides. The record is from the annotation of a GenBank genome assembly. Lineage: Eukaryota; Dinophyceae; Suessiales; Symbiodiniaceae.
AUGGACUCAGUCAGGCGGGCAAGGUCACCUGCAGCAGUCUUCCGAAAGGCUGUUCGAAUCCUUUUCUCUUUGCGUGAUUCGACUGCCUUGCAAUUGGCUGCUUUCAAAAGGCUUUGGAGCCGAUUUUGCAAUGCAGAAGACGAGGCUCAGGCUUCACGCAUCGAGACAAUUCUUGCAGGGCACUCAGCUAUCUCGCCAGAGGUAUUUGCUGUAGAAGCUUGUCGGGCUUUCUGUGUUUUGCAGUUGCAGCAUUCUUUGCAAAAGGCGAGCUCUUUGCAGGGCAUUGUUGGGAAUCAGCACUGGGCACAGGCAGAGCAGUGGCUACUUCAAGCAGUGUCUCAUGAGCACAGUUGGUAUGUGGAACUGGUCUUGCGCUAUACCUUCAGCCAUGCUUGUGAGCCUUCAGAUGCUGGACUUGGCCACUAUCCUGAUUUCAAUCCGCGGCUCAAUAUGGAUUGGGGCGUGCCGCCCCUCCAGCAAGGUGUUCCGGGAGGUGUCAGGGCAAACCUGAUUCUGCAGCACUUGCGCCUGUGGCAACGAGUCGACGAAGCAACUAGGAGGCACUCUGACGGGCUUCCAGAAACAAUUCUGAUGCCCCUAGAUGUGACAUUGAAGUCCUUGCAAUCGCAAGUAAUGAACCAGGAAUUGACAGUGCAGCGCUUGCUGAGCCUUGCAUCGUUGGACAAAUGGGCCAGCCCUGGUUUGGUUGAGCUGCUAGGUCGGUUUGGCCCGCCCGCAGAGCUUGAACCCACACUGAAGCGCGUGGUCGCUGACGUGGGCUUCAUGCUCCAGUUUGAGAGAGCCUGCACUGACUACUUGCCAGCGCUCGCCGACAGCCUGGGGCAAUUUGCAGGCGAAUUGCGGCGCCAGUUCGUGAAAGACAGCUGUCAGACGGCAGCGCGGGGGGAAUUUCAGCAGAGCGUGUCAGAGCUUGCAGUUUGCGUGGCACAGUUGGAUCCUGCAGCCUGGGACAAAGACUUGGGCUUGGGUGCCGAUCCAGUCUGCUAUCGAAUUCUUGCAGCUGCCAUCGAGACACUUCACCUGGCCAAGUAUGGCAACCACAGGCCUUUGCAGUCCAUGUUUGAAGAGUGCAGUGCCGGGCAACAAAAGAACAAUGGGCUGGAGUUGGUGCUCACGUGGUACCACAAGUUCAUGGGUGUUUUGCAGCAAUUCAUUCAGCUGGGGAGCAAGGAGGCAGGAUUGCCGGCAAAGCUCUUGUGCGCCAUCGAAAAGCACUGGCACGGAGUCGCCCCGCAGAGCGUUCCCAGGAUCCUGAACGAUCUCCAGCGUGUCAACCCAGACUUGUCAGGCAACUUUUCCGUUGUCGGAGAUGGCUUUGUUGGAGAUCGUUUGGGACAGGUGCUCAAAGGCAGGCAGACAGCAGAGUUCUGGGACUCUCUUGGCAAGGUCCUGGCCUUCUUGUGUGGAGAUGAGGUGGAGAGAGGCUUUUCAGAAGCCACCUGCCGUCAAGAGAAGUCCCUGCAAGCAUUGCACGCUGCGUUGAAGACCCCCGACACGCAAGAGGCUUUAAGCGUGGAGGACUUGGAGAAUGUGGGCACCGCCACUGAAAGGACUCUCUCGCUGUUCACCUUCUUGGAUGCUGGAAGCGCUGGAAGUGGCCUUGAUCAAGUGCGUCGUCUUGUGAGUUCCAUGGCAGACGUCCCGGGCUUGACGUUUCUGAAGGUUCUGCUUGACAGCGCCGGGCGCGGACAAAAUUUGGCUACCAGGCUGGCUGAGCUUGUGGAAGGUGCGCUGACACAGGAGACAUUGGCAAGUGUCGAGAUGUCGUCAGCCAUGUUCAUGCCUUUCUGCGUGGGGAUUCUGUCAGCCAUGAGAAUUGACGUGGAUCCACGCAAGUUUUCAGCAGCUGUUGGGGGUUCCUGGUCAGCAGAUCUUCAGGCGCAUGCGCUUCACGCGCGAUCCCAGAACGAUGUAGCAGAGUUGCUACUAAGCAUGCUGAGGGAAAGCAGUGAGAUCAUGGGUCACAGAUUCAGCGAUGUCAUUGACAGCCUACGGUCUGCCUUGCGUCAGGGGCAAGUGAUCCAGCAGAAGAUUGAAGAAAACUCAGAUGAUGCAACUGCAGUCAGCAACACCGUGCAUGGCAUGGUGAGCAGCGGCUACUUGAAGCUAGCCUUGAGCAGUGACACAAUGCGUUUUGAGGUGAAUGGAGCCUUUGUGUUCGAAAGGGAUCAAGUCAAAGUGACAGAGACUCGAGAUAUGCAGCAGCUCACCGAAUGCUCCGACAAAGCAGGUCUUGCGGUGCCCAAAGGUGAGGCUGACAACUCUACGGCUUUGACCCGAGAGAAAGUGCAGAUAUUCACAGGUUGCGUGGAGGGUAUGAUUGGGCUCCGCCAGCAGCUUACCGAGCUGCUCCAGCUUGGCCACCCCUGUGUCUGGGAAGCAGGCGAGCUCAAGUUUCCACAAGAAGAAGAGGGCCUGUCUGCUUCAACUCUCCAGGAGCUGAACGACUGGCUGAAGUGGGCUCAGGAUGCAGUGCAGCAAUGGCGUGCGGCCUUGGACACGGUCCGCGCCAGGUGUGCCAUCAUGAGUUGCAUUCCUGCGCGGAAUGUCAUGAAAGUUGCAGAUGCCAUCCUGAAGCAAGAUACUGGCACAAUGUCCCGACUCAUGUCCCUUGACGUGGACCACAGGCUGAGUUACCUGGAACUUGAUGCGCUCACAGACCUGGAAGGACUGUUUACAGCAUGUCAAAGGCUCAGCGCUGGGGAGGGAGUUCAAGCAGAGUUUCUGGAUACACUGGCGGAGCUGCUGCGGCAGGUGGUCCCAGAGGCAUGCUUGGACAGCUUUUCACCCUUGCACGAUGUUGCAAAGCAGUAUCCCAGGAAACGCGUGCCAGAGGAUAACACGAUGAAAAGCAGAGUGCAGCGGCGGGGAGAGCCCAAGCUUUCUCCCAGGCGAGUCCUCUUGAUCCAGGAGGAGCAGUCUCACGAGGCAGGGAGCCCGUCACUGCAGAGUACUGCGGCCAUCACCGUGCUGUCAGUGCUUUUCCAGCUGGGAGUUGGCCCGCGCCCUGACAACGUCCUGCUCUGUGACGCCAGCACCACCACCGAUGAAGUUUCGCGCUUCUUGCACAGAGCCACGCACCUGGCGUGCACCAGAGCCCCAGACCAACACACAAAAGCGCUGUGCGUCUUUGUUCAUGUGGAUUGCCUGCAGCUUGAUGUGUUGCAGGCGCUGCUGAGCAGGGUAGAUGCUUUGCAAGCAGCUGUUGGGAAGCGCCAGGCAACUGGUGGCGCGCAUGUGGGGAUCGAGGUGCCCUUGGUAUUCACUGUGACCAGGCAUGCCCCCCAGCUGAUGAUUGACAGCCUAGCGAAGGAUAUUUGUCAGCAGCAGCAGAUCAGGAUACUCACGCUUCAAUGUAUCAAGCGUGAACUGCAAGAUGCAGACAAGGCGAAAGCACUAGGACUGCAUUCUGUGGUGACCUCCGACUUCGCCGGAGACGGGAAGACGCACGCCAUUUGCAACCAUGAACGGUGGCACAAGGACAGCCAUGCCAUCCUUGUUUGGGGAGGUGCGCAGACGCGUGGGCAAGCCGCUCGUGCUUUGCGGGAUGUAGGCAAUCGGUCUUCCGUGCGCCUGGAACUGCACAGCUUCGAGGAAGGUGGCGGUGUUGAUGCCGACAUGCUGCUUAUGGAGCUGCUACUCUUCCGCAGUGUCUUUGAUCCAGAGACUUCCGAGUGGGUGCGCCUGCUCUCGGGCACUGCCUUGUUUAUUGAGGUGGCGAACAGCAUCAAGUUUAAGCAGCACGCCUCUGAAGCCUUGAUGCUCCUGUCUGCGCCCAUUCUGAAGUGCAUGCCUGGCAACCUCAAGAUUGAUGCAGACACGCCUUUUUGCUUUGUCGCUGAUGAUCUGCAUCCCGAGACCGCGCAAGAAACCGCACUUGCGUUUGGCCUGGCGGGUGAAGCCUUGCUGCUGAACUAUGAGCAGCGAAGGCUUGUCGGAGCUCGUGAAGACGAAGGGGUUGUUUCCAAAAGGAGUGGUUGCUUCCUGCCGCCAUGCUGA